Molecule: messenger RNA, 5045 nt
Organism: Perognathus longimembris pacificus (Pacific pocket mouse)
Lineage: Eukaryota; Metazoa; Chordata; Mammalia; Rodentia; Heteromyidae
Gene: Bahcc1
Product: BAH domain and coiled-coil containing 1
Molecular function (GO): chromatin binding
Source: RefSeq, a predicted model, not a curated record
GCUGCCCAGUUCCAGCGGAAGCCCGAGGACCACCACGCGGAGCUGGAGGAGCCCGCCCAGGAGAAGGCCCCCAAGUCCACCCACAAGCCAGUUGCCUUAACCCCCUUGGCCAAGGGCACGCCCUCGCCGGCCGCCGCCCCGGGCCCCGUCAAGCUGGCCCCCUGCUGCCACUCUCCCCCCCUCAAGACGCCCGCCAGCUGCCCCACGCCGCCGCCGCGCCCCAGUGCCCCCUGCACUUUACCCGCCUGUCCCGACGGCAGCCCUGGGCCCGGCUCCCAGGUGCCCGGUGCUGAGGACAAGAGUGGCCAGGGCCGGCGUCCUGGAGCCCACCUCCCCUCCUUGGAGCCAGAUCUGCCUCCGGGAUUCCCGUGCCCCCCAGCCAGCACGGGCUUCUCCUCCCUCCCCUCAGAUGUGCACUCCUCAGACCUCCCGGACCCCGAAACUAUGCAAACCGCCCCCCCGGGGGCCCAGUCUGAGCCGGCGAGGAGCAGGACGUUGUGUCCCGGGGAGCCGGCCCCCUGCAGCCCCGGGAGCCUGGAGGGAGCUGAGCUGCUGGCGGGGGCCCCGGGGGCCCCCCGGGACCUGGCCGCCCCGGCCCACCCUGCAGAGCGGGGCUCCCUAGGGAAGGCAGAGGACCCCAGCCCCCCGGAAGGGCUACGAGAACUGCGAUUCGGGGAGCUCGAGGCCGCCGGCCAGGCUGAUUCUACUCAGGGAGGGACGCAGGAGGAGAGGACCGGAGAGGAGGGGGCCCCGCGGGGCGUCUCCCCUCAGACGCCGGGGUGGCAGGCCGGGAGCUCAGGUACCCCGGACGAGGACGAGGAGGAAACGCGGCGAGCCCCAGACACGGCCGGGCCGCCGGAGGAGGAGGCCCCGCCGGAGGAGGGGGGCGGGGGAGACUCCGAGGACGACUGGGGGCCUGCGGGCGGCGGCCCCUCCCCCAGAGCCCUGCCGGGCCUGGACGCUCUGGUGGCCGCUACCGUGGACCUGGGAGACCUGCCCGGCGCGGGCCCGCCGGAGCCGCCGCCCCCGGCCGCCCCCGGGCCCCCCCGCGUGGCCCCCCGGCCCUGCGGCUCAGGGAUUCACGGCAUCGCCCUGCUCAGCGAGCUGGCCGACCUGGAGAUUCAGCGGCAGAGGUCCGAGCGCACCGCGCAAGCAGGGGACGAGGACGUGCUGGCCUUCAACCUGCAGCACCUCGCCACGCUGGCCACGGCCUGGUCGCUGGCGGAGGCCGCCGGCCGCUCGGCCCCGCCCCCGCCGCCGCCCCCCCCCACCGCCGCCCGCCGCGGGCCCGGCCUCACCCCCCGCAUGCGGAUCCAGCAGCGCAAGGACACCUGGACCCCCAGGAGCAAGCCCGUGUGCCCGCUGAAGGCCGCCAUCGAGCGGCUGGACACGCAGGAGGUGGGCAUCCGCAUGCAGCUCGCCGAGCUCCAGCGGCGCUACAAGGAGAAGCAGCGGGAGCUGGCGCGCCUGCAGCGCAGACACGACCACGAAAGAGAGGAGAGUUCUCGGAGCCCCGCACGGCGGGGGCCCGGUCGGCCGAGGAAGCGCAAGCACUCGAGCUCGCUGCCCAGCCUGCGUCCCGGGGGCCCGCUCGCCAGGAGCGAGGGCAGGAAAGCCAAGGCGGUGCGGGCCGGCCUGAGUCUGCUGUGUGCGGAGCUCCAAGCCGAGGCACCCCCGAGGAAGCAGAGCAAGCUGGAGAAGAGCAUCUACGUGGACCUGCAGACGGCCUCCGCGGAGAAGGUCCGGUGUAAGAAGAGCGGCGGGCAGGGCGGGCUGGCGUCCCCGGCGGCUCUCAAGGUGGCGCAGCUGAAGCCGGACGUCAAGAGCAAGGCGCUGCCGGCCGGCCUCGGCUCCUUCCCGCGCAGGGAGGCCGCCCCGGGCGGGCGUCUCCGGAAGCUGUCCCGGGCCCAGAGCGCCAAGGCGUCGGCGGCCCGGCACUCGCCCGGCGGGGCUGGCGGCAGGGAGGCGCCCCGGUUCCCCUCCCAGCCGGCGGGGGCCAGGGCGCACGAGGCAGGCAGCGGCUACGACAGCGAGGACGGCCACCCGCUGCUGGGGGCGGAGGGGGCGCCCCGGGAGGCGGAGCUGGUGCUGCACCCCGGGGCGGGCGGAGCCCCCCUGGGGCCCUCGCCUUCCUCCGUGGUCAAGAUGGAAGCCAACCAGAAAGCCAAGAAGAAGAAGGAGCGGCAGAGCCUGUUAGGGGCCUGCCGCCUGUCCAGCCCUGAGAGCCAGGUCAAGAUCAAGAGGCAGGCCGUGAAGGCCAAGGCGGGCCCCAAGCUGGAGCGGGCCCCGGGGCGGCGGCCCCCCGGCGCCCCGGGCAAGAAGAAGGGCAAGGGCAAGGCCCAGGGCGGCCUGCGCGCGGAGCCGGGGCCCGGCGGCGGCAGGGAGGCCGUGUUCGGCCCCGCCCGGGCCUUCGCCGCCCGCGAGGAGGGCGGCGCGCUGGUCAGCGAGCGCCUCAAGAGGGCCACGCGCAAGAGCGGCGUGCUGCAGCCCGUCCUGCGGCGUAAGAACGGGGCCCUGUCCAUCGCCCUGUCCGCCCGCAACGCCAAGGCCAUCCUGGGGAAGGGCAGGAAGCUGGGCAAGGUGAAGAGCAAGACGGUCCGCAAGCAGGGCCCCGGCCGGGCUGUGAGCCGGCUGCUGGAGAGCUUCACGGUGGAGGACGACUUCGAGUUCGAUGACGGCAGCAGCUUCUCGGAGGAGGAGGACGAGGAGGAGGAGGAGGAUGAAGAGGAGGAUGACGAGGAGGAGGAGGAGGAGGAGGAGGAGGAGGAGGAGGAGGCCGCCGAGCAGCUGAGCGCGGAGCAGAGCGCAGCCCUGGCGCGGUCCUGCACCAUCCACAAGGAGGACCUGCAGGACGGGCUGCCCGUGCUCAUCCCCAAGGAGGACAGCCUGCUCUACGCCGGCAGCGUCAGGACCCUGCAGCCCCCCGACAUCUACAGCAUCGUCAUCGAGGGGGAGAGAGGCAACCGGCAGCGCAUCUACUCGCUGGAGCAGCUGCUGCAGGAGGCGGUCCUCGACGUGCGGCCGCAGUCCAGCCGGUACCUUCCGCCCGGCACGCGCGUCUGCGCCUACUGGAGCCAGAAGUCUCGCUGCCUGUACCCGGGCAACGUGGUCCGAGGCACCUCCAGCGAUGAGGAGGACUUGGACUCGGUGCUGGUCGAGUUUGACGACGGGGACACCGGCCACAUCGCCGUCUCUAACAUCAGGCUUCUGCCUCCUGACUUCAAGAUCCAGUGCACAGAGCCGUCUCCAGCCCUGCUGGUGUCCAGCAAUUGCCGGAGAACCAAGAAAGUGUCCAGCGAGGCCCCCCCACCUAGCGAAGCCCCCACCCCCAGCCUGUCCCCUAAAGUGCAAGACGGUCUAGAAGCUUCCAAGACCCCCGGGAAGAAAUCCAUCAGCAAAGACAAAGCUGGGAGAGCUGACCUCCUGACCUCAGGGGCCAAGUCCCCGUCCGGGGCCCCCGAGCACUUCCUGGGCCCCCGGGGCGGCCCCCUGCUGAGCUGGUCGGCCCUGGCGCAGAGCAAGCGGAGGGCGGCGGCGGGCGGCAAGGGGCCCGGGGUGCUGCAGAACCUCUUCCAGCUCCACGGCGGCGCCAAGAAGCUGCGGGCGCGCGAGGCGCUGUACCCCGUGCACGGCGUGGCCGCGCCCGUGUUCGGCAACGGCUUCCGCGCCGACUCCUUCAGCCGCCUGGCCAGCGCCUACGCGCCCUUCGUGGGCGGGGCGGGGGCGGGGCUGCCCGCCGGGGCCCACCGGCUGCUCCGGGCCAAGAAGGCGGAGCGGGCCGAGGCGGAGAAGGGCGGCCGGCGGCGGGCGGGCGGCGAGUUCCUGGUCAAGCUGGACCACGAGGGCGUGACCUCGCCCAAGAACAAGGCCUGCAAGGCGCUGCUCGUGGGCGAGAAGGACCCGGCGCCCAAGCCGGGGCGCCCGCCGCCCGGCCCCGGCUACGCGCCCCCGGCGGGCAGGGACCGGAAGGGGCGGGCGCCCGUCCACCCGCUGCCCCUGGGGCUGGCGCUGCGCAAGUACGCGGGCCGGGCCGAGUGCCCGCUGGCCUGCGACAGCGACUGCCCCAGCUCCUACUCGGACGAGGACGAGGACGGCCCGGGGCUGGCGGCCGCCGUGCCCGCGCGCUUCCUGGCGCGCCUGUCCGCGUCCUCGUCCUCGUCCGGCUCCUCCAGCUCCUCCUCCGGCUCGCUGUCCACCUCCAGCCUCUGCUCCUCCGACAACGAGGACUCCUCCUACAGCUCCGAGGACGACGGCCCCGCGCUGCUGCUGCAGACCUGCCUCUCCCGCCCCGUGCCCGCCCUGCUGGCCCCGCCCGACGCCCUGCGCGCCAAGCCGGGCGGCCCCCCGCCCCACGCCCCGCGCUGCUUCCUGUCCCGGGCCGCCGCGGCGGGCGGGGGCGCCGGGCCCAGCGGCGGCAGGCCCAAGCUCAAGCGCAAGGAGGCCCUGGGCUUCCCCAAAGCCAAAGAGCUCUCGCGGAGGCAGCGGCUGCCCUCCGUGGAAAACCGGCCAAAGAUCUCGGCCUUCCUGCCCGCCCGGCAGCUGUGGAAGUGGUCCGGGAACCCCACGCAGAGGCGGGGCAUGAAGGGGAAGGCCCGGAAGCUGUUCUACAAGGCCAUCGUCCGCGGCAAGGAGACGCUGUGCGUCGGGGACUGCGCCGUCUUCCUGUCGGCCGGGCGGCCCAACCUGCCCUACAUCGGCCGCAUCGAGAGCAUGUGGGAGUCCUGGGGCAGCAACAUGGUGGUGAGGGUCAAGUGGUUCUACCACCCCGAGGAGACCAAGCUGGGGAAGCGGCAGAGCGACGGGCGGAACGCGCUGUACCAGUCGUGUCACGAGGACGAGAACGACGUGCAGACCAUCUCCCACAAGUGCCAGGUGGUGGGGCGGGAGCAGUACGAGCAGAUGACCCGGAGCCGCAAGUACCAGGACCGGCAGGACCUCUACUACCUGGCGGGCACCUACGACCCCACCACGGGGCGGCUGGUGACGGCGGACGGGGUGCCCAUCCUGUGCUGAGCGCCCCGCCGGCCCCCCCAGAGCAAAUAUGC